AUGCGCCGUGCGCUUUUUCUCUCUCUUGUUCCCAUGGUCCUGGGGUGUAAUAACCCCGCGAGUCAUGCCUGUGCUUCGGCGUAUACUGCAUCCAGCUCUGCGGCUGCCGCUUUUUGUGCUACGUUCACUGCUAGCACCGUGACUGCCACUACUGGCCUUCCAAGCUUUGCUUCUGCUUGUGAUUUCAAGACCCGGUCUCUCUCGAGUGCCUGCAGCUGCCUCGACACGGCUUGGGCUACUGCCGGGUCAGGACCUGGCGUGGCACCAGCCAGUGCGGUUACGACCAGCGCAAUUACUACCAGCACGGUAUCUGCCGUUCCAAGCGAGUCGCCCCUUAGCUCGAAGACUACCCUUGUGACGACCACCCGUCCGGUUUCCUCCACCUCGUCGAGUGACGUCCUGACCACGACUGAGGCGCCUACAACUACUCGGGUCUCCAGUGCUGUAGCCGCAUCCUCUACUGGAGAGGGAAAUACCUGCGUUGUGUCGGAAUACGCCUCCCUCUCUUCUGCUGUCGCAUCUUGCACCAAUAUCGUGCUGUCCAACCUUUAUGCCCCUCCCUCAAGCACUAUUGAUCUGCAGAGCCUUCAGACUGGCGCCACUGUGACGUUCGCGGGUACCACGACCUUUGGAGACACCUAUGAUAAUGACUUUGAUCCCAUUGUCGUCUCCGGACACGGUAUCACUAUCACCGGCGCCGAUGGCCACGUCAUCGAAGGCAACGGUGCUGCAUAUUGGGAUGGAGAGGGCUCCAACGGUGGGCAGGAUAAGCCCGACCACUUCUUCGUCGUCAAGAAGACCUACAAUUCCAAGAUCACCAAUUUGAAUAUCAUGAACUGGCCUGUCCACUGCUUUUCUAUCACUGGCAGCCAGCAGUUGACCAUUUCUGGUCUUGUUCUGAACAACACUGCCGGAGACGAGCCGAAUUCUGCUAGUGGUGAUGAUCCUGCCGCUCACAACAGUGACGGCUUCGACAUAUCGUCUAGCGACUACGUUACCCUAGAGAACAUUGAAGUUUACAACCAGGAUGACUGUGUUGCCGUUACUAGUGGGACUGAGAUUGUGGUGGACAACCUGUACUGCUCUGGAGGCCACGGCCUCAGCAUUGGAUCGGUUGGUGGCAAGAGCAACAACACCGUUGCUGGAGUCACUUUCAAGAACUCGCAGGUGGUGAACAGCGAGAACGGCUGCCGCAUCAAGUCCAAUGCCGACACGACUGGCAGUGUGAGCAAUAUUGUGUACCAGAAUAUUACUCUCUCUGGAAUCACCGACUACGGCAUCGACGUCCAACAGGACUACCUUAAUGGUGGCGCUACCGGCGACCCAACUAAUGGCGUCUCCAUCAGUGGUGUCACUUUCGAUAAUGUCAAGGGGACAGCGACCGACGAUGCCUACGACUACUACAUCCUCUGCGGUUCGGACAGCUGCUCGGACUUCACCUUCACGGAUGUUUCCAUCACUGGUGGCGGUGAGACUAGCAGCUGCAAUUAUCCUUCUAGCGGCUGCCCUUAA
Molecule: messenger RNA, 1512 nt
Organism: Penicillium canariense
Lineage: Eukaryota; Fungi; Ascomycota; Eurotiomycetes; Eurotiales; Aspergillaceae
Product: glycoside hydrolase family 28 protein
Exons: 5
Coding region: 1-1512 (503 amino acids)
Biological process (GO): pectin catabolic process
Cellular component (GO): extracellular region
Molecular function (GO): polygalacturonase activity
Source: RefSeq, a predicted model, not a curated record